Molecule: messenger RNA, 780 nt
Organism: Neltuma alba
Lineage: Eukaryota; Viridiplantae; Streptophyta; Magnoliopsida; Fabales; Fabaceae
Product: protein SHI RELATED SEQUENCE 1-like
Exons: 2
Biological process (GO): positive regulation of DNA-templated transcription
Cellular component (GO): nucleus
Molecular function (GO): DNA binding; DNA-binding transcription factor activity
Source: RefSeq, a predicted model, not a curated record
CACAAGGGCAUCAUAACCCAACCACGGAAUUCCCUCCGCCCGAGACCCUAUACUGGUACAAGAACGAGGAUGUGUCGUCGUACAGAGGGUUGGAGCUAUGGAACCAGCAACAGGAGCAGUUCAUGCCGGGAACAAGGCCAUCGGAACAAGAUGUGUACGGGGCGAGCAGGAGCUACGAUGAUCCGCCGUCCUCGUCGAGAUCCUCAGGGAUGAUGACGACUAUGAGAGGUCGAGGAGGAAUAAGCUGCCAAGAUUGCGGGAACAAAGCCAAGAAGGAUUGCCCCCACAUGAGGUGCAGGACUUGCUGUAAAAGCAGAGGCUUCCAUUGCCAAACACACAUCAAAAGCACUUGGGUUCCUGCUCCUAAGCGUCGCGAGCGCCAACAGCAACACCAACUCCAACUUCACCCGGACACUCUUCCCAGAAGACACCGCGAAACAGUGGUAAGCUCGCCUGCGGAUUUCCGAUGUGUGCGGGUGAACUCCAUUGACGAUGCGGACGAACAAUUUGCAUACCAAACGGCAGUGAACAUAGGAGGGCAUGUGUUCAAAGGAAUUCUGUACGACCAGGGUCCUGAAUAUAACUACACAGCUGGAGAUGUGAGCGCCCCCGCUGGCGUAGGUGGAGUUCAACCAUUGAACCUCAUUGCCGGUGCCGCCAGCGGUGCGUCUGUUUUACCCGCGAGCUCAAUGGGUGGUGGGUGCCAUGGUUCCGCCGGGGGGGCGCUUGGGGAUCCUUCUUCUUUGUAUCCAGCUCCACUUAACACCAUCAUGGCUGAAG